AUGUAUCCAUUCAGAGCUUACCUUGAAACGCUACUCAGCUAUGGUCCUGCAGCCAAAGAAUCUCAGUUGACCAGUGGAAUGUGGUAUAAGGAUACAGCUGCGCAAAUGGACACUGCAGGAAACGAUAAUCAUGGCUACAUCAAGAGGAAAUUGUCAACAGCAACCAGUAGAUCUGUGGAAAUGAUGGGAAGACUCCAUUCUGACCUAUUUGCCCAGGAAAGAUAUCUUGUCAAUAAUGUGAACAUGAAAAUAACGUUAACCAGAAGUAAAGAUGUUUUCUGUUUGAUGGGAGAAGACAAAAAAUUAAAAGUUGUCAUCAAGGACAUCUAUCUAAACGUGAGAAAAGUUAGACUGAGUCCAUCGGUGAGACUGGCCCAUGCAAAAGCCCUGGAAAUAUCACGUGCCAAAUACCCAAUCAGAAGAGUUGCAAUGAAAGUAUUUUCUGUUCCAAGAGGAAAUCACAAUUUUGUAAAGGAUAAUCUGUUUCUAGGACAAAUGCCUAAGAGAUUGGUCAUCGGAUGUGUGGACAGUGAUGCCUAUAGUGGACUCAUCACCAAGAAUCCUUUUCAUUUUAAAGAUUUUGAUAUUAAUUUUGUUGUCCUGAACGUGGAUGGCAAACAAGUCCCCACCAAGCCUUUGCAGCCAAAUUUCACCCAGAAACAUUACAUCAGAAGCUACAUGGGUCUGUUUAACACUACCGGCAAAACGUUUCGUGACGAGGGUAAUAACAUCUCAAAGGAUGAAUAUGGCACUGGUUUUACCCUCUUUGGAUUUGAUCUGACACCCGACCUUUCAGAAGUGGGCACAUUUCAUCUUAUAAAAAAGGGAAACUUGUCUUUGGAAGUGCAUUUCGGAACAGGCCUACCCAAUACCAUCAACGUUGUGGUGUAUGCUGAAUUUGACAAUAUCAUAGAAAUAGAUCGUAACAGACAAAUUCUUUUUGAUUAUAGUGCAUGA
This is a messenger RNA of Pecten maximus, 957 nucleotides long. RefSeq lists its product as uncharacterized. Gene Ontology annotation, cellular component: cytosol. The record is from RefSeq and is a predicted model, not a curated record. The transcript has a single exon. Bases 1 to 957 code for a protein of 318 amino acids. NCBI's taxonomy places the organism in Eukaryota, Metazoa, Mollusca, Bivalvia, Pectinida, Pectinidae. Gene Ontology annotation, molecular function: ribonucleoside-diphosphate reductase activity, thioredoxin disulfide as acceptor. Gene Ontology annotation, biological process: deoxyribonucleotide biosynthetic process.